Molecule: messenger RNA, 2384 nt
Organism: Triplophysa dalaica
Lineage: Eukaryota; Metazoa; Chordata; Actinopteri; Cypriniformes; Nemacheilidae
Gene: mef2ab
Product: myocyte enhancer factor 2ab
Exons: 11
Coding region: 337-1698 (453 amino acids)
Biological process (GO): heart development; positive regulation of transcription by RNA polymerase II; cell differentiation
Molecular function (GO): histone deacetylase binding; DNA-binding transcription factor activity, RNA polymerase II-specific; RNA polymerase II cis-regulatory region sequence-specific DNA binding
Source: RefSeq, a predicted model, not a curated record
ACGAGAUUAUAACAGAUUUCAUCCCGCUGUUUGAAACCAGUUCGCUUGGUUUGCGCUCAUUUUUUGCUCCUCUGUCUUCUACUCGAGUGACAUCAGACUAAGAUCUCAAGACCUGCAGGCUACCUGCAUGAUUCUUAAUGCAAGAUUCUUCAAAACUAUUUUCUAAGGUGGUCCACGUUCUGACGUCCAGUAUAAGUAAAAAAAAGAGGUUAAAGUACGGUGAAGAAUGAGGAGGGGAAUUGGUUACUUACGAUGCAAUAAAACCAAACCAUAAUCUCUCAUAAUCACUAGAGAAUAAAGACGAUUUUGUUUGUCGAAGUGAAAACUAAGGGAACGAUGGGGAGAAAGAAGAUCCAGAUCACACGCAUAAUGGAUGAGAGAAACCGACAGGUAACUUUCACAAAGAGAAAGUUCGGUCUGAUGAAGAAGGCGUACGAGCUCAGUGUUUUGUGUGACUGUGAAAUAGCCCUGAUAAUCUUCAACAGUUCCAAUAAGCUCUUCCAGUACGCCAGCACGGACAUGGACAAGGUGUUACUCAAGUACACCGAAUACAAUGAGCCCCAUGAGAGCAGAACCAACUCUGAUAUCGUGAAAGUGUUAAACAAGAAGGAACAGAGAGGCUGUGAAAGCCCAGACCCGGACACUUCAUAUGUCAUCACCCCUCACACAGAAGAGAAAUAUCAGAAGAUCAACGAAGAGUUUGACAAUAUGAUGAGAAAUCAUAAAAUCCCGGCUGUUUUAGGCCAGCAGACUUUCUGUCUGCCCAUCACUUUGCCCGUUAGCAACCCGGCUUCACUCUCCUACAGUACGGACAGCUCACUGGACACCCCGGCGUCUCUCAGCGGGACGGGUGUACUGUCCCUGUCCUCUAGUGGUCUCCAGAACACUGAUUCUGCCCCUGUCCUGGAUGGUGUGCCGACCUCCUCCGUUGCCACAUCUCCAAAUGGUGUUCACUCCCCCCUGUGGAGUUUCAUCCAACUCAGCACCAGUCUCUACUUUUUGUAUUCAGCAAACGGCUCCAUCGGUAGUUCUGAAGGAAGAGCCGUACAGCAAAAAUCUUCAUUGCUGACGGGCCGAAGACCUGAGCUGAAAGUACGCAUCCCUCCUGUUCGCAGCGGCUCUCCAGGGAGAGUAAACAGCCCCCAAUCCAACCAAUCACUCAGCACGCCAGUGGUUUCCGUGGCAACCCCAAGUCUGCAUCCCCAGGGCCUUGUUUACUCAGCCAUGACCUCAUCUUAUGAUACAGAUUUUGCCCUGAACAGUGCAGAACCAAGUACUUUACAUGGCUUCAGUUCACCAGAGUGUAUCACGUCAGGUCCAGAGUCAUCAUGGGAACAUUGUCAGUCGGUUCAAACAGGGUUCAGUACUCAAAGAACCACACAUCCACAACCCUUCGAUUCAAACUCCAUCAUCAUCAAAUCAGAGCCAACCUCUCCACCCAGAGAACAUGCCCACUCGCUGUACCCCAACAUCCACAUCGUGCCUCUUCCCGACACCACACAGGAAUUAGGACGUUCUCCUGCAGACAGCUUCAGCUCCUCUGGCAGUUCAUACGAGGGUAGCGACCGUGAGGACCAGCGGGUGGACUCUCUCCCAGUUACUGUGACCCAGAGACAUGGGAGUAGAUCAUCGCCAGGUACGGAAGACCAGGAUGACCCAUCAUUCAAACGCAUGCGAACUGACAGCUGGGUGACUUAAGACCAAGACUGCUUCGAAGUAACAAUAAAUUAAGUUUUUGUGUUGCAAAUAUGGGCGCUGCUGUUGUAUCCUGCGUUGUGCAGCAAAUAAUGUGAAGACACAUUCGUUAAAAACUGAUGUUUCUUUGAAGAGGAAAUACUAAGACGGUUCACGUAAUUGUAUACUGGUAACAGGGUAAACAAACUAAAUUAUUCAGUGUCUGUAACUUUAGCUUGUCGUAUUAUUUACAAGCCAAAUGUAUAAUUUUAUCUUGUGAUUCCUUUAUCAGAGCAACAUAAUUAUAUUGACUGACACUAACUGUUUCUCAGCGUGUUUGAGUUGAUUUCCUAGUUAUGAAGUUUUAUGAGAACUAACAGCUGAUAAAAUAGAAAAUGUAUGGCAUGGUUACUUACAGGUAACUUUCAGGUGAACUUCAGGUAUAUAUCAACUGGCGAACUUCAAAUGACACUUUUAGUUCCGCUAAGUUUGACGAUACUGGAUUGGUUUCAUCAGCUGUCACUUAAAGGUGCUGUGUGUAAUUUUUUGGAAGAUCUUUUGACAGAAUUGCAAUAUAAUAUACAUAACUAUGUCUUUAGAGGUGCAUAAAGACCUUACAUAAUGAAGCGUCAUGUUUUUAUCAGCUUAGAAUGAGUAAUUUCUAUCUGCAUACGCAGCGGUUCCCCUUACAUGGAAUUUGCCAUGUUGUU